This is a messenger RNA of Penicillium salamii, 705 nucleotides long. Lineage: Eukaryota; Fungi; Ascomycota; Eurotiomycetes; Eurotiales; Aspergillaceae. The record is from the annotation of a GenBank genome assembly.
AUGGAUACUCAACCAUUCAUUGCACAACAUUAUAGGGACGACAAUAAAGUCCAUAUCCUUCUGGCUGCCUCCGGGUCUGUGGCCACGAUCAAAUUGCCCAAUUUCACGGCAGCACUCUGUCAGAAUGAGAGGGUUUCGGUCCGCAUAAUAGUCACGGAGGCUUCGGAGAACUUCCUUUUGAAUCAGAGCUCGGAACAGCCAAUUCUGGACUCUCUGCGGGAAAUAAAUGGGGUAGACGGGAUCUAUCGCGACCAAGAUGAAUGGUCUCCGCCAUGGACACGCGGGGGACCGGUUCUCCACAUUGAGCUGCGCAAAUGGGCCCAUUUGCUUCUGGUUGCCCCCAUGUCGGCCAACACCAUGGCGAAGAUGGUGAAUGGGAUUGCUGAUAACCUGCUUCUCUCCACCAUCAGGGCCUGGGAUACGACGGGAUGUGUAGACAAGGAAUUCAAGAAGUUGACACCCAGGAUCUUCGUGGCACCAAGUAUGAACACGGCAAUGAUGAUCCAUCCGGUAACCGAGAAGCAGCUGAAGGUUCUACGGGAUGAAUGGGGAUGGAGUGAAUCCAACCCCCAAGGAUGGGUGACCGUGUUGCCUCCCAUUGAAAAGAAUCUCGCCUGUGGAGAUGUGGGAAGUGGAGGCAUGAUGGAGUGGAAAGACAUUGUCUUGGUCAUCCAGGACUAUAUAACAUGGGCACAGAAGCCCUAG